AUGUUCUCAUUUCCAAGCAGGGUUCUGCUCUGUAGUGAGCAUGUGGUUACUGGAAGCCUGUGGGCAGUAUCAUGGCUCACUAUUCAAAAAGUCCCCUUUGGUGGAACCCACAGGCGGAGAGGAAGCACAGGAUUCAUAAGAUGGCGGGUGGGAGAAUAUAUAAAAAACUGGAGGCCAAGAUAUUUCCUUUUGAAGACAGAUGGCUCAUUCAUAGGAUAUAAAGAGAAACCCCAAGAUGUGGAUUUACCUUAUCCCCUCAACAACUUUUCAGUAGCAAAAUGCCAGUUAAUGAAAACAGAACGACCAAAGCCAAACACAUUUAUUAUCAGAUGUCUCCAGUGGACCACUGUUAUAGAGAGAACAUUUCACGUAGAUACUCCAGAGGAAAGGGAAGAAUGGACAGAAGCUAUCCAGGCUGUAGCAGACAGACUCCAGAGGCAAGAAGAAGAGAGAAUGAAUUGUAGUCCAACUUCACAAAUUGAUAAUAUAGGAGAGGAAGAGAUGGAUGCUUCUACAACCCAUCAUAAAAGAAAGACAAUGAAUGAUUUUGACUAUUUGAAACUACUAGGUAAAGGCACUUUUGGGAAAGUUAUUUUGGUUCGAGAGAAGGCAAGUGGAAAAUAUUAUGCUAUGAAGAUUCUGAAGAAAGAAGUUAUUAUUGCCAAGGAUGAAGUGGCACACACUUUAACUGAAAGCAGAGUAUUAAAGAACACUAGACAUCCCUUUUUAACAUCCCUGAAAUAUUCCUUCCAGACAAAAGACCGUUUGUGUUUUGUGAUGGAAUAUGUUAAUGGGGGAGAGCUGUUUUUCCAUUUGUCGAGAGAGCGGGUGUUCUCCGAGGACCGCACACGUUUCUAUGGUGCAGAAAUUGUCUCUGCCUUGGACUAUCUACAUUCCGGAAAGAUUGUGUACCGUGAUCUCAAGUUGGAGAAUUUGAUGCUGGAUAAAGAUGGCCACAUAAAAAUCACAGAUUUUGGACUUUGCAAAGAAGGGAUCACUGAUGCAGCCACCAUGAAGACUUUCUGUGGUACACCAGAGUAUCUGGCACCAGAGGUAUUAGAGGAUAAUGACUAUGGCCGAGCCGUGGAUUGGUGGGGCCUUGGGGUUGUCAUGUAUGAAAUGAUGUGCGGGAGAUUACCCUUCUAUAACCAGGAUCAUGAGAAACUUUUUGAACUAAUUCUAAUGGAAGACAUUAAAUUUCCUCGAACACUCUCUUCAGAUGCAAAAUCAUUGCUUUCAGGGCUCUUGAUAAAGGAUCCAAAUAAACGCCUUGGUGGAGGACCAGAUGAUGCAAAAGAAAUUAUGAGACACAGUUUCUUUUCUGGAGUAAACUGGCAAGAUGUGUAUGAUAAAAAGCUUGUACCUCCUUUUAAGCCUCAAGUAACGUCUGAGACAGACACCAGAUAUUUUGAUGAAGAAUUUACAGCUCAGACUAUUACAAUAACACCGCCUGAAAAAUAUGAUGAGGACGGUAUGGACUGCAUGGACAAUGAGAGGCGGCCGCACUUCCCUCAGUUUUCCUACUCUGCAAGUGGACGAGAAUAA
Messenger RNA from Rangifer tarandus platyrhynchus (Svalbard reindeer), 1545 nucleotides. Lineage: Eukaryota; Metazoa; Chordata; Mammalia; Artiodactyla; Cervidae. The record is from the annotation of a GenBank genome assembly.